Molecule: messenger RNA, 4129 nt
Organism: Parasteatoda tepidariorum (common house spider)
Lineage: Eukaryota; Metazoa; Arthropoda; Arachnida; Araneae; Theridiidae
Source: RefSeq, a predicted model, not a curated record
AUUGUUUAAACUCUUAUUGUAGGGCCUCGUUGGGCUUCCUGGAAUUUAGGAAUAUUCCUCUGCAUACGAUGUGCUGGAAUCCAUCGAAAUUUAGGUGUCCACAUUUCUAAGGUGAAAUCUGUAAAUUUAGACACAUGGACUCCAGAACAAGUUGCAUGUUUGCAGCAAAUGGGCAACAGUCAAGCACGUGCUGUCUAUGAAGCAAAUUUACCAGAAAGUUUUAGGAGACCUCAAGUAGAUUCGGCUUUGGAAGCUUUCAUUAGAGCUAAAUAUGAACAGAGAAAAUAUAUUGCUAAAGAAUGGGUUCCACCUCCUCCACCAAAACCUGCUGCCUCGUUAGGCCUUGAACUUCUCAGUUUUUCCCAGGCUAAUAGGUUGACAACAGUACAUCAAUGUAGGAAGAGACUCUGGAAAGCACAGUUUUCAAUAAGAUGUCCAAUGUCUCCAUUCAAAAUUUUGUUCCUUCAGAAUCCAUCAAUUUGUGAUGGAGAGUUAUUUAACUACUUCCCUGAUUAUUCAGAGUUAACUCGGUUUGACAUUGAAGAGGAAAAACGCAAAGAAAAAGAGAAAAAGAAAAAGAAUAAAAAUGCUGCAACUAUUGAAAUACCUUCUUUAGCUCAACUGCCUGCAGCUGUACCAAGACCACAUAGUGCAGGACCAGUUAGUCCAUCUCCUAAGGCUGUGCAUCAAGAAACACCCAAAAGUGUUAAUAAAGUGCCUGAUUCCACUGAUUUAUUGAAUUUAGGAGGUGGUGAUUCAAACCAAAUUGGGGGUGAUGAUAUAUUUGAUGUAUUUCUUAGUGCAACUCUUCCAAGUGCUUCAGACACAUCAGUUUCUUCUCAUGUCAACUCUACAGAGGAAACUUUCAAAAGCAAUAUUUCAUCUGAUGAAGCAGACUUUUUUAAUCAAAAAUCUGAUGGGAAUCAGUCUAAUAAAAUGACUAAGGAAUCUAUACUAUCUUUGUAUGGUACAAAUGCAACUCAAGUUCCCGUAACUCAGCAUGUUGCUCCUGUUUAUGGUAUACCGGGUGCUAUUCCAGGAAUGUAUGUUACUCCUCAGGCAUAUGCUCAAGUUGCAAUGAGUGGUUAUCAAGCUAUUCCAAAUCCUGGAUUUAAUGCUAUAUCACAGCAAAUGGCAAAUUUGCAGAUUUCUGGACAGGCAUGGAAUAUGACUAACAAUCCCAGUGCAGUUAAUUCUGGAGGUUUACUGAUUGCUCCAAGUCAACCUGCUGCUGGAGUAAUCUGGCCAACACCAAAUGUGCAAAAUCAAAAUAUUUCAAAUAAUUUAUGGCAAUAAUAUAGGUCACUGAAAUUUAUCAUAGUGUAUAAAAACUUCAAUUAUAAAGGCAUAUAAUAUUUAAAUAGUAUAGUUACAAAUUUUACUACUUUUUACUUUAUAAAAAUUGACUUUAGAAUGUUUUCGAUUUUUCCAUGGUACAAAUAUCGGAUUUUUCUUUUUUGAAAAACUUGUUAUUUAUUCUUCAAGUGAAAGAGUAAUUAAACAUUGCAUGUACUCUCAUGUCUUUAUUCUUUUGAGCAAGUAAAUAAAACUAUUAUUAUGUAAGUAAUGAGCUUUAUGGCUCUAAAUACUUUUUUAUAAUUAUCAUAUCUGUAACCUUGUAACUUUUCUGUAGUAAAUUCAUUAAAUUCUUGGAAAUUUUGAUUAAACCACUUCAAAGAACUAAUUUCUAAAUAUAUAUGCUUGUUUAAAAAUUAUUUAUAUUCAUGUUCCGUGUGUUUGAGACAUUCUUCUUCUGUGUGUAGUACAAUUUAUUAUGCUUUAAAUCAAUAGACUUACUUACUUUGAAAUAAAACAUAUAUAACAAUUACAUAAAAAAUAUGUAUAUAUUUCUGUCUAUAAAAAUCUAAAUUAAUAUUUUAAACCUAAGGAAAUGUAAAAUGCCUAAAUUGCUUUAAAUAUCUCUUUUUAACUUUAUGGUUGCAUUAUCUUUUAAGCAUUUCAUCUAAAAUUACCUAAGCAGAAAAAUAAAAACUUUUUUUUCUAUAUACUUUAUUGAACUACAUUCCAUGGCAUUUUUACCUCCACAUUGUAAAGAAAAAAAUAUUUAAUAAGUGUAUUUUAUAUAAUUUUAUAUUAUUUUUUUCAAAUGGAUAUCAUUUAUUCUAUUUAGUUGGUUUAAAAACUUGUCAUUUGAUAUUUUCAUUAGAAAAGUAGUUCAAACUGAAACUUCUUUACCGUAUAAAAUAUAUUAUUCUAUAUUGAAACAAAUUUGUGUAAUUUAAGGCUUGUGUGACAAAAUAAGUAAAAUCAAGGACAUACCUAUUAAAGUCCUAAUUUAAACAGGAUGUUCAAACAAAACAAUAAAAAUUCAAAAAAAUAAUUUUUUGUUAUAUAAUAGAGUAUUGGAUCCGUUCUAUUAUGCAGUUAAAAAAAAAAAAACAAUGGUCAUGAGAUGUACAGAUGAAUAUUAUUAACUGCAAAAAUCUUUCAUGUUCUUUCAUUCUAGCUCUGUAAAAGAUAAUAUUUAAAAAAAAAUUUCUUUCAAUAAAACUAUUAUGCUAUUAUAUUAAAACUAUUAUAUUAAAAAAUUGCAACUUUUUCAUUCAAUUAUUAAAAUUUAAUAAUUUAUCAUAUUAGAUUCGAAAUUGAUUCAUAUGGAUCUCAUAAUUGUGAUUUUAAUUUUAUAAUAAUUAAAUAAUAGAAGAUGGUGUAUUGUUAACCUAUUUUUUAGUUUGCCUCUUUUUAAAUAUAUUUUAAUUUACGAGCAUUGAAAUAGGUUUUUGUAAGGUUAUGAAUUUUUUGUUUGUAUGCAGUAGAGUAAUAAUGACUUUAUAUUAAUAUAAUAGAGUAAUUAUUAUAUCAUGCAGCUUAACCUUUUCUAUGUGAUCCUAAAAUUUAUGGCAGAAAAAUUAUUUUACUUUUUUUGGCGCUAAAGUUAGUAAUUACAAACUUUUUUUUCACUCAAUAAAACUCUCGUACCAUUCAUCCUUGUGCUAUAUGUAAUUGUUUAACUCUGCCAAUUGUAUUAAAAAUGGUAACUUUUUCAUUCAAUUAGCAAUUACGUUAUUAGAUUUCAAAUAGUUUUAUAUUCAUCUCAUAAUUAUAAAUUUAAUUUAUAAAUUAUAUUUGAUGACUGUCUUAUUUUUCACUGUUAACUUAUUUUUUAAAAUUAGAUGACUUUUACUGAGUAUACUUUUUAUGCAUAAGAAAAUACAUCUGUGAAUUUGUGUGAAACUUACGGGAGAACUUUUGUAAUUCCCUUCUCCUUUAUCGCAUUAAUUUUCUGAAUGUUGUGAGUUUAAAAUUAAAAUAUUUUUUGGAAGAAAGCUGAACUACAAAAUCCACAAAAAGAAAAGAAAAUUUAUUUUAGAUAUUGAGUUAAGACAUAAAUUAUUUUUAUCAAUAGCAAAGAUUUUGAAAGUUCUGUUUUUAAUAUUUUUUACUAAUGUAUUCUAAUUUCAAAUCGAUCUUAUACAGUUAAAAGUUCGCUGUGUUUGUCGCAUUUAAAAUAUAAUUGAAUCUCAAUAUAUUUUUUUUACGUUUUUUAAAUGAAGUUUUCUAGAAGCAGUUUUAAUCGAACAUUUUGAACUAGCAUAUACCGUAAGAAGUACUUAAUAUAUUUUCUGAUAUUUCUUUUACUUGCUUUAUUUCUGUAUUAAAGUUACUGUAAUUUUAGGGUACACUGUUUUCAUAUUUUGAUGCUAUAGCAAAUGUAAUUAUAAUCAUAUACUUUGCCAAAUUGUUUGAUUAUUUAAGCAAUGUUUGUUUUUGUAUUUUAGUAUACAUACAUUAGGUGUUAUGUAAAAUUUAUUUGAGUAUUCUUUAAGUAUACUUUACUUUCGGUUAUAUUAAAAAUAGUACUUAUUUAUUAUUAUUAAAAAUUUAUCUUCAUUAUUUUAUUGUGCUUAAAAUGUUAUUCACCUAUUAGUAUAUUUAACCCAUAUAUACCCAUAUUUAUAACACAACACUCAUUAUAUCAUUUAAAAUAUAGAUAUUUUUGUUCAUACAAAACUAUAAGAAAUGGGUGAAUGUGAUUCAUCUUGCCAGUGAUUGUAAAUAUUUAUUUAUAUGAACAAAUGUUUGAAUGCUUGUUUAUGAAUAAUGAGUAUAUUUAAAUUAUGCAAAUUAGUCUAAAUUUCAGAUCAAUAAAAUAAUUUUUUUUCAAUAA